AUGUUGCGACCCUUUAAAUUCAUGUUCGAUGUCAGGGUUUUGCUUAGGGAGAUCAGGCUGGAUUUACCGUGGAAGUUGUACCGACCAAGUAGGGAAACUGCUUUCCUAACUUCCUAACUGGAAGAUGUAUAGAAAGGUUGAAGCUAAUGAUACAAGACCUAGGCUUCCCCAAACUGCGCAAGACAGCAACCAUCAUGUUUACACAGUUAGUCAACCCUCUCGUUUUUGCUAAUUAACCAAGCUUACCUCGUUAGACCCCGUCACAAACUCGCCAUUUGAAAUUUGAACACCACUAUCGGCAUGCGCUAUACCAGGCAUCAAGACAAAUGACUUCUGUUGUAAUAAACCCCUUAUUUCAAGUUAUUACCUACAAGCUCUUUUCAGAAAACAAGCUUUAAAUUUACAUACUAACUUACUGAAGGUACUUUUGACAACGACGUCUCCUGCUGCAAUGCCUCUUUCACUCUUGGUGAUACAGGGGCCUCCUUCAAACCUGGCCACGAUGCUUUUGUGUCCCAACUCAUGUCCGGAAAUGGGAACAAUGUCACUGCAACAAGUACCAUCACCGCUUCCCCUUCGACUGUAAUUGCGACAGCAAGUAUACUACAGACUACAACCAAGAAGCCCGAUUCCAACGUCACCCCUCCUUCCACUUCCACUUCCACUUCCUCGAAGGGGUUAGAUCUAGGAACAAUAGUCGGCCUUAGUGUCGGCAUGCCACUUGGAGCAUUGGUUUCAGGAAUACUAAUACCCUUAUUCUGGAGGGAGAAACAGAAAAGACGGUCUAAAGAGACUGAAAUCCCUGUUGUGGGACAUACGGAUAACAAACACGAUAGUGGCGGGAGAGUGGGAACACAGAUUCCACCCACGCCCCCUUUCAAUGCACCCCUGUAUGAAGCACCCUCGCAAUAUCUGCCAUCUGAGCUAUCCAAUAUGCCGCAAUAA
Molecule: messenger RNA, 945 nt
Organism: Hymenoscyphus albidus
Lineage: Eukaryota; Fungi; Ascomycota; Leotiomycetes; Helotiales; Helotiaceae
Source: the annotation of a GenBank genome assembly